AUGUCAGCACAUAAGGGUUCGAGGAAAUGGUGCUUCAGAGGAACCCACGGUGUUCAGUGUACAGAAAGCAGCUCUUCCAAGACAGCUCAGUCUCGGUGGUCCGUCGCUGGCUGUCAGCACGAGAUCCCAGCUCCUUGCCAUGCUGAUCCCAACACAGGCUGCUGGAGUGUCCUCAGGACCUAUGGCUGGCAUCCCCCAAACUGGGCCAGCCACGUUGUUUUGAAGGUGACCUUGCCCAGAGCAAGAUCAAGUUUCAGUUUGACAGACAGGUGGGCAGCUUCACUGAUUCCCAUGCUCUCAGGUUUGUGCCUUUGCCAAAUUCAACAUCAUCACCUCAUACGUAGAGCAUGA
Messenger RNA from Pipistrellus nathusii (Nathusius's pipistrelle), 351 nucleotides. The record is from the annotation of a GenBank genome assembly. Lineage: Eukaryota; Metazoa; Chordata; Mammalia; Chiroptera; Vespertilionidae.